AACCCAGGGCAAAGGGCGCGGCGGCAGCGGCCGGAGAAACGAGUUGCAGCGCGGCUCAUGAGAGGGCGGCGGCGGGGCUGCCGUGACGUGGCGAGUGUUCGCUGUGGCCUGGCGGGUUUAUUUGGGGCCCGGCGGAUGUGGAGUGUUUUCGGUUGCUGUACCGCUUUCCAGCCUUCCUCCAGCUUCUGCCUCACACUAUGGCAGCCCUUCUGAAGAGCCUGCUUGCUGCCUCGGAGAAAGCUGCCAACAUUGCCCAGCUGUGUCGCCAGGAGGAAGCGCUCUUCAGCUUGCUCAUUGAGGAGAAGCGGGGCGCAGACAAGAACAAAAAGUUUCUACAGGAUUUCAAGACCUUGGCAGAUGUGCUGAUCCAAGAGGUCAUCAAGCAUGAUGUGGGGAAGGAGUUUCCAGAGUUACAAGGUUAUAUUCGUGGUGAGGAGUCCAACAAAUUUGAAAAUGGCCUUGGAGAGACUGUGGUGGUGCAGGUAUGUCCCACCCAGCCAGAAACAGCUGCACUGCUGCAGAAAGUCCUGGAUCGGAACCAGACAGCUGCAGAACUGCUGGCAGCUGCUGUUCACCAGGUGAUGGUGCUUUCUGACCCAGCAUUGGAUGAUGUGACUGUGACAAUCUCCACCGAGAAUAUGGCUGUGUGGAUUGACCCCAUAGAUUCCACCAAUCAGUACAUCCGUGGUCGUGGAGAUGUGGUGCCUGUGGAUGGCAUCUACCCAUCAGGACUACACUCAGCGUUGGUGCUAAUAGGGGUAUACAACCGGCACUCAGGUGAACCUGUUCUAGGCAUCAUCAAUGAGCCAUUUUUCCAGGAACAGCUGCCAGAGCAUAGGUGGCAAAGCAGAUAUCACUGGGGCAUCUCCUAUGGAGACACCAAGCUGAGCUCGCUGAGCCGGCCCCUGCCUCAGGCUCCCCCCCGCGUGGUGCUGAGCAGCAGUGAGAAAGGGGUGCUGCAGAAGGCCCUGGGACCCCUAUAUGGUGAGCAGUUCUGCUUUGCCUCAGGUGCUGGGUAUAAGAUGCUGUGUGUGGCCCUGGGCUUUGCAGAUGCCUAUGUGCUUUCGGAGGGCAGCACCUUUAAGUGGGAUUCGUGUGGUCCCCACGCUAUCCUUCGGGCCCUCGGUGGGGGCAUUGCUGAUUAUGCAGGGGCAUUGCGUGCUUGGCGCGCUGGCCAACGUGACUUGCUGCCUGAACUGACCUACAACAAGCCGGAAGAGGGCGCCACGGGUGCUGAUCAGUGGGCCAACCGUGGCGGUGUCAUAGCCUAUACGCACCAUGACCAUCUUGAGGCUGUCGUGGACACCCUGGCAGCUGCAGUGGAUGUCGUUUGAGUUCCUCCUCCAUAUAUAUGGGUGUGGCUUGGCUCGGACGUUCACAUCUGCAGGAGGGGAGGGAGCCAGCCGGCUGGUCAGGGACUGUAUGACUUGGACUUACCCCUGAACUGCGGGACCGAUCAGUUAUAGAUGGAUUGAACCUGCCAGCAUGGGGGCUCAGUUGGAGAGAACAUUGCGACUUUUAAUUUACACAACCCUUUGGCCUUUCAAUGCUGAGUCAAUGAAGGUUUGACUUCCAGUGCAGUGCAGAUGGGAGAAGGUUAAAAAUUUUCCCCCAUCCUUAUUGGUAUUUUGCUCUCCUAAAUGAGUAAUAUGUGUUACGGGUAAUGCAGUGAACAUGUCUUGAGGCUGGAAUUGCCAACUGCCUGGAGAAAAAAAAUUCCGGUCUCUUUAACAGAAGCUUAAUGGUAUGUUAACUUACCAGAUGGUGCUGUUUACCUGCAUUCCAUGAAAAGGUUAAGGUGCCGAUUUCUACAUAUUUAGCCUCUAUUAAACAUUUUUUUCUCCAAGCCUGCUGGCAACCCUGCCUUGGACCCUUCAAUUACUUCCACUAUAUUUCCUGCAGCCUUCCGUGUCUCAGACAUCAUGCAUGGAGGGCUAUGGCUGUCACCUCAAACAAUUUGCUGCACAGACACAUUUUCUGUGGUGCAUUUGCUCACUUCUUCUGACAUUGGCUCUGGACUAUGUAGCUAGAUCUGUGAGGGACUAGAAAAUGGAAGGUCCUUGUUAAUGGGGCUUGGAUUCAACACAGCAUUUCUGCAGUUAGAACAGCUUCUGCCCAUGCAGCAUGACUUUCUUGCUUCCCUCUUCUCACUGCAGAUUAAAACUUCCUCCUGAAAUGCCACUCCUUAGGGCAGGGGACCCCCAGAAAGAGAAUGUGGGGCUAUAGUGGAAAGUAAGGUAGUCAUUUUCCACUGGAAGGAACUGUUCCAUCUAUGGAAAUGUUCCAUUGGAUCCAAAGCCUAGGGUUGUAAUUAGGGUUGCUAGCUUAUGACUGGUUAUGUUUUCUAUAUUGUCUGUAUACUAAUAUAGUCCUUUUGUAUGCUUAUGACCUGUUGGUCUUCGAACAUUAAUAAAGGACUGACUGGCUUAUGACUGGCAGCUAAAGGACAACAGAAAGCUGUAAU
Gekko japonicus is the source of this 2464-nucleotide messenger RNA. It is a transcript of the gene INPP1, whose product is annotated as inositol polyphosphate-1-phosphatase. Gene Ontology annotation, biological process: phosphatidylinositol phosphate biosynthetic process. Gene Ontology annotation, molecular function: inositol-1,4-bisphosphate 1-phosphatase activity. The record is from RefSeq and is a predicted model, not a curated record. The transcript has 6 exons. NCBI's taxonomy places the organism in Eukaryota, Metazoa, Chordata, Lepidosauria, Squamata, Gekkonidae. The coding region runs from base 198 to 1334 and encodes 378 amino acids.